Clarias gariepinus (North African catfish) is the source of this 5910-nucleotide messenger RNA. It is a transcript of the gene puraa, whose product is annotated as purine-rich element binding protein Aa. Lineage: Eukaryota; Metazoa; Chordata; Actinopteri; Siluriformes; Clariidae. Gene Ontology annotation, cellular component: nucleus. Bases 1020 to 1880 code for a protein of 286 amino acids. Gene Ontology annotation, molecular function: purine-rich negative regulatory element binding; RNA polymerase II transcription regulatory region sequence-specific DNA binding; DNA-binding transcription factor activity, RNA polymerase II-specific. The record is from RefSeq and is a predicted model, not a curated record. Gene Ontology annotation, biological process: regulation of transcription by RNA polymerase II. The transcript is spliced from 2 exons.
UAACUGCAGCCAAGUCAAGUCCUCAGAGAAACACCUGCCAACACCAUUAGAGGCCAGAACCGUCUUCAUGGUAGAGUGAAACCGUCCCCAGACACCAGGCACAUCCCAAAGAGACACACGGGCCAUCCAUGUGACCAAUUCUCCAACCAGAAGCGGGGCACUAGGAUGAGUCAGACAUGUCCAGAGGGCAGAGGGAGUCUGGAUCACUGGCAGCUCAGGAACGACAUGUGUAGCUCGACGGCGGGAGGAAAAGAAAGAGAGGGGGAGAGAGAACAGGGCAGGGGAGCGCACAAGAGGAGAGAUAACAGUUAGGUAUGGUCACAGCCACAUAGUGCAUAAGGUGAAUGUAGGCUAAAUUUAGUGUAGAGUGCAAGCAGGGACUCUGGCAGGACUAACAGCAUAAGUAAAAUGAAGGAAACACAGGCAUGAGGGCUCCCUGAGAUGUAAAGCAACCAAUCACCUCACAGUCAAAAACAUAAAGACAGUCGUUGCAAUGGCAAGGGAUGUGGGCAAAUGCUGAGCUGGUGUGUCCACAGUGUGCUUAUUGAUUCUUGUAUGACUGUCUCCUACCUGUACACACACACACACACACACACACACUUUACAAAUCCGUUCACCUUCAGCACCAUAGUAAUAGCCAUCUCCUAAAGUUUUAUUCGUUCAAAAGAUGAUUUUUUAAAGCUGUGGCUUCUUAGCACUGACAGUGACGAUGAUGCAGUAAGUCUGUAGAUUCAUGCGCAGAAACCUUUCCAUAGAGACGCAGGACGAAGGCAGGGGGCGCUCUUUUUCUUUUUUUUUCUCUUUUGGCUCUCUCCCCGGCAGCGUGCUGACAUCAGACACGCCGUACGGCCGCCUCGCGUGCGUCCGUCUCCAUGCCACGACUCGCUCUUUCGUUCCAUCUUGUGGAGCGGCGAAAGGGGGGACGCACGCACUAGUGUUCACGAGAUCUCGCGAGAGCGGCCGCGUGGCUGGCUGGCUGUGAGGUUGCAGCAGACGGAAGGAGAAGGCAGGCAGGCAUCAUGGCGGACAGAGACAGUGGAAGUGAGCAGGGAGGAGCGGCUACGGGCCCGGCUCUGAGCUCCAUGCACGCGGUGGCAGGAGGGGCGGGCUCGGCUUCCGGCCUGCAGCACGACACGCAGGAGCUCGCGUCCAAACGCGUCGACAUCCAGAACAAGCGCUUUUACCUGGACGUGAAGCAGAACGCAAAAGGCCGCUUCCUAAAGAUCGCCGAAGUGGGGGCCGGUGGCAACAAGAGCCGCCUGACGCUCUCCAUGUCGGUGGCCGUCGAGUUCCGAGACUACCUCGGAGACUUCAUCGAGCACUACGCGCAGCUCGGGCCCAGCAAUCCGGACACGGUGCAGGACGAGCCGAGGCGCGCGCUCAAGAGCGAGUUCCUGGUGCGCGAGAAUCGGAAGUAUUACAUGGAUCUGAAGGAAAACCAGCGCGGCCGCUUCCUGCGGAUCCGGCAGACGGUAAACCGGGGGCCUGGCUUGGGCUCGGCGCAGGGCCAGACCAUCGCGCUGCCGGCGCAGGGGCUCAUCGAGUUCCGCGACGCGCUCGCCAAACUUAUCGACGACUACGGCGUGGAGGACGAGCCUGCCGAGCUGCCCGAGGGCACGUCGCUCACUGUGGACAACAAGCGCUUCUUCUUUGACGUGGGAUCCAACAAGUACGGCGUGUUCAUGCGCGUGAGCGAGGUGAAGCCCACGUACCGCAACUCGAUCACGGUGCCCUACAAAGUGUGGGCCAAGUUCGGCAGCACGUUCUGUAAAUACGCCGAGGAGAUGAAAAAGAUUCAAGACAAGCAGCGGGAGCGGAGGGUCUGCGAGCAGCAGCAGCAGCCGGGAGAGAUGCACCCGGACGACGGGGAUGAGGAUUGAUAAUGAGCGGAGUGUUGGGAGGGAGGAUAACAUGCGGGAUAAAAUAAAAUAAAAAAAAUUACGAUCAAAAAACAAAAAAGCGAGACGACGCGUAAAAAGAACUUUACUGUACAAAUGAAAGAAACGUAAAGAUUUAACUGUAACGGUUUUAACUCCAAGGGGCAGUAAGUAUCCACAAACAUACAACAAACCUCCACAAGAUGACAGGUGCAACUCGUACCCCAUCACUGGAUGUGAUCCACUUACCCACCAUUAAUACAGUAAGCGGCUGCUAAACAGAGUAAUAACAUUAUAUAUGAACUGUGUUUCCUACUUGACUACAGAUAAAGAACUGAGUGUUUAUUUCCCUUAUUAACCGAGAACUUUUAUACACGUCAAAGCUAUUAUAAAAACAACAAAAAAAAGUGUUUGCAAUGUUCAAAUGGAAUUAUUGCUGAAACAUGGAAAAACCAGUCCUCUACGUGUAAGCUAAUAACUUCAGCACAAAUCAGAUGGGUUUAUUUUAUGUUCUCUCCGUUUUUUAAACUAAAAAAAUUCAAAUUCUAUUAAAGAGGCUGUCAUGAUAACCAUGUCACUCACAUGGUAAAAGCAUCACGUGAGGGUAAAAAAAAGGUGAAAACGUCAGUGAGCAGAGAAGGUCACGGGUUCACGUUAACUCUGGCAAAGGUCACAAGUGCUCACUGUACUACAGUUGCAGUCUAAGACCCUUUCAACCAGACGGUGGUCAUUGACAUGGAGAACUAUCCGCAAGAGGUGGUCUAUAGAGAAUAAUCCCAGUGUAUUUUUAUCCAUUGAAUUAACUGUCAUGCAGAUGAGUAUACUAUGUACUUGUGUCUUGUUGUCAUGCAAAGUGUACAGACAGGUUAUUAUAAGGUACUUUAAACAAGGAGAAGCAGUGACAGCGGAAAGAGGACUUUAAAAGUUUUGUAAUGAAAAACUUCUUCCCAAAUUUACCAGGCCCCUGGACGAAGGUGCAAAAGAAAUAUGAAAAUGCUAAGGAAAAAAAAUCUAUAUAUAAAUAUAUAUACAUAGAGAGAAUAUGAUUUUGUGAGUCAGCUGAAUUUCAGUACUUACAGAGAAGCUAAUACCCCACGUUUUUAGUGGGGGGAAUUAAAUAACAAUCUCUAGAAGGAUUUAAAUAUUAUGUCAGUCUACCAAUGAGAGUAUGAGUGGCGCCAAGGAAUGCUGUUGUUGCAUGUUAACCUAUACACAGCUAUAUUGAGGUGGAUUUCUCAAUGUGUGUCCUCAAGGACCUUCUAUUUAGUGAGUUCAUAGACAGUGUCCUGUCAGUGAUGUUUGGUCAUUUAGUUGAUGAAUAAUUUCCGUUCUACCUGUAAAUACAGCAACAAAUCCUUGACUGUUUGAUCAUACAUAAAUGACAGGUCCGUUGCAAUGAAAUCUCACUCCCUCUCUCUCAGGGGUCCUUUAGGACCUGUGUUGGGGAGAGCCCUGGUCGGUCAUACAAGGGUCGUCCAUGAAGCUUGGUGACGUUUGUACAUUCCUGUUUUGAGAAAUGCAGCAGGGCAAGCCUGAAAAGAAGUGCGUUAAUAUUUAGACUUCUCAUAAUCAUGCACUUACUGAAAAGUGGUACGUCCUGCCUUUAAAAUGUCAAGAAAUUAGUAAUUAUUUGCUCACAAAGAGGUGUGUGUAUUUGUGUAUGCGAUGGAUUGGCACCCUGUCCAGGGUGUACCCUGCCUUGUGCCCUAAGCUUCCUGGGAUAGGCUCCAGGUCCCCAAGACCCUGAAUACAGGAUAAAGCGGUAUAGAAGAUGAGUGAGUGGUAACAAAGGAGUCUGCAUUUUUACUUUAUUAUUUAUGCAUUUAAAACGUCUUUACUUAAAAGUUGAGUUUCAAAUACUCAGAACAUUUAAAUUCUUCAAAAACCAGGAAGUCACGUUGACUUACACAACAGCCAAUAGCAUCCAUGAUAUGCCAUUUCCCUGCCAAAUGUAACCAAACCUGAUAAAUGCUUAGGGAACUAGGUUAAAAUGGAGAGGCAAGGACCUGGGGAUGCAUUCUCACUAUUUAACAUUUUAACCUUAAUUAUAUACCAGAUGAUGACUUGUUUCUGGAGGUGUGCGACAUUUAGGGUUCUAGAAUGAGUUAAAUUUUUUAAUGAUCAGCAAAGUCAUCAAAAAAAUAGAAAAAAUUCCCAAGGUUCUUUUUGGUGAAUUUUUCAUAUACAGUAUUGUAUCUGGUGUCCAUAAUGUCGAGAGACAGGCGCAAGAAACUGUGAAACACCAAUUUUAAUUUCAUGAGCACUUUAAUGAGGAGAAGACGUUCACAAGAGUUGAGGAAAAAACAAAACCACCUUUAAGAGCUUGCAAACUCACAGGACAAGAAUUGUCAGAUUGCUUGUUUUUGUCGAUGGGGUUCGCCUAGCUUCCAUUGGCGUGAAGGUCGAGUCAUACUUUUGCACAAUAUCUAUUUACUUCUUAUCCACAAUGUAUUAUUUGUGGAAACCAUCUGAACAUCAGCCUUUAAAAAGAUUUUUUAGAACUUAGAGUAUUCGAACUCGCAAAAAAAAAAACAAGACUGCUGAAUGUUCCUUACUAACUCAAAUUUCAUAAGAUGUGGGUCUGCAGAUUGGCGAUACCCUCAAGCAGAAACUUCAAUUCUAGAAACCUGCAAGGCUCAAAAUAAGGACGCACAAACAAUUGGAAAGCUUGACUGUCGAUCAUUGUGUGCCCGACCAGGAAAGCCGACUUUAAUGUUACUUGUUGGGGAGCAUACUCUUCAGCAUUGGUGCCUUAUACUCCACUUGCUUACACGCUGGCUGGUGCUUUGGAUCAAAGUUUGAGUUCUUGUCUCUCCUUUAUCUUUUUUUUGUCAUUAUUAUUUUUUAAGGCUUUAUUGGGCAUGCUUUCCUCACACACAACUGCCUGACUUUUGUUGGACUUGCUUAGUAUCCUAAAGAUAAGACGGGCGUUUCGCACAUUCUAAUGCUCCUGACCCUCAGUCUUAUCCUAACUACUGACUCAGUCUCUCCCUUCCCAUGUUGUCAUUGAAUCUCUUCAGCAUCAGCCCACAUGUAAACUCAGACAUGGGUUGGUAGCCUUGAAAAUGCAGUGCAGUCUUUUAACUGCUCUUCAUAUGUCAGGCUAUGGGAAGGGGCAAACUAGAGACUGGUUUGUGGACUAGGUUUGGCUGUGGGUGCCCAAUUUUAACCUUUGUAAGUGUCUGCUCACAGCUCGAGAUCUUGGCAGCAGUUUGUCAGUGGCUCAUUUACAGGUUAUGGCCAGCACGUUUUCUUUUUCUUUUUUUCAUCCCAUUCUUUGAUUUUCCACAGCACUUGUCAUGGCUUUUAGUUUUCUUUACAUUAUUUCAUUACCAUGUGCAAUAUAAAAUGUGCCAAUGAUGGCAUUAUGUAUAUCAAUUAAAAAAGAGUUCAUAUUAGAAAGCAUGUGGCUGAAUUCCACAUUUAUUUUCCUGAGGUUUCAAAAGCCUUUAUCUGCACUUAUAAUUAAAAGGUCUGGGUCGAAAAGAAAAAAAAAACAAGCUAAAUGAGCAAACUCCACCCAACCUGGUCAAACUAACACCAACUAGCACUUUUAGAGAUCAUCCAUAUGCUCCAUGUAAUGUUUCCAUUUCUCUGAAUGUGUGAAGGAAGGCGGAGCAAGUAUGUCGAUUGAUUGGUCAUAAAAGCGCUACUUGUGUUUUAAGCCUCAGGCAGAGGCAUUACACAUGUAUUCAUGCUUCUUAAUUGGUUUUCUGUUCUGUGGGAAGGCUUGAAUGAAGGUGUCUGGUGGACUCUUCUGUCGUCAGUGGUUGUCAGUAGCACAUUGCUUUCCCAGCUGGAAAAAAAAAAAAAUACGCCUGACCAAUCUCUGUUUGAAAAUUCUCUGAACAAGGAAUGUCUAGUGCAAUUUCUUUUUCUUUUCUUUUAUGUUCCCUCCCUUUGCAAGAAUGAUUACUGAAUAACACGUUUGGUGGUGAUGCGUCAAAUAUAAUUUAUGUACAUUUUACAAAUUUUAAAAUAAAAGAAAUGUUAAUUUACCCACAUCACUAAAAAAAAAGAGUUUAAUUUUCAA